AGCUUUUCUUCUGUUCCAUUGCUUGGCCUCCUGUCUCUCUUCCUCGCCACCACCCUUCAGCCGCCCUCGGCAGCCAUCGCCACCAGCCUUCGCUUUCGAAAGCCGUCCACCACCGUGGUUGAUGUCCCAGUAUUCCGAGAGGCCCCGGCUUUUCGAAAUGGUGAGACUUGUGGAUCUCCCUCCAUAGAUCACAUUCAUGUUGCAAUGACACUUGAUGCAAGUUAUCUGAGAGGCACAAUGGCUGCUGUUUUAUCAAUCUUGCAGCAUUCUACUUGCCCUGAAAAUGUUGUGUUCCACUUUCUUUAUGUGAGAAAUGAACCCGAGGUUUUCUCGAGCAUCAAAUCGACUUUCCCUUAUCUCAACUUCAACGCGUAUAGGUUUGAUUCAAGAAGGGUGCUCGGUCUAAUAUCAAAGUCGAUUCGCCAAGCUUUAGAUCAACCUUUGAACUAUGCAAGAAUUUAUCUAGCAGACAUAUUGCCGGUCGAUAUUAAGCGCUUGAUUUAUCUUGAUUCGGAUCUUGUUAUGGUGGAUGAUAUUGUGAAAUUAUGGGGUGUUGAUUUGAAUGACAAAGUAUUGGCUGCACCAGAGUACUGUCAUGCAAAUUUCACUAAUUAUUUCACCGACGCCUUUUGGUCCGACCCCGUCCUGUCAAGAACGUUUGAAGGGCGAAAACCGUGCUAUUUCAAUACUGGUGUGAUGGUCGUGGACAUGGACAAGUGGAGACAGGGGAAAUAUACGCGAAAAGUCGAGUAUUGGAUGGUUGUGCAGAAGCAAAAAAGGAUAUAUCAGUUGGGUUCAUUGCCACCAUUUUUGCUUGUACUUGCUGGUAAUAUAGAGCCAGUUCAUCAUAGAUGGAAUCAGCAUGGAUUGGGGGGAGACAACAUUGAAGGGAAAUGUAGAAGUUUGCAUCCCGGUCCGAUAAGCCUACUCCAUUGGAGUGGCAAAGGGAAGCCAUGGUUGAGGCUUGACUCGAGAAAACCUUGCAAUGUUGAUCAUUUGUGGGCUCCUUACGAUCUCUAUCGUCCAUCAAAACAUUCAUUUGAAGAAUGAUGGAAAGAAGAUGCUUCUUUGUAUCUUAUAAGCAGUCAAAUAUGCAUACUUGGGGACUUGGAAAUUGAGAGCAGGGGAUGAUAUAAAGUGACAUAUUAGGGGAACAGAAAGCUCACACACUUUCAUUUAGAAAAGAAGUUCAAAAAAUAAACAAAAAACAAAGGGAAAAAUGUUACGAAUUUACGAUUUUUUUUUUAAUGUUUUAUUAUUAUUAUUAUUAUUUUAACCACAAAUAGAGAAGGACAAAUGUUUGUUUUGAGGAAGACAUUGGAGGAUAAGCAGAACUGUCAGUUUCUUUUCAGAGGCAAAAGAUGGGAAGCAUUCUGAUUAUGAUCAUUUGACAAUCAGAUAAUUCAUGACCCUCUGAUUAUGUUGUCAAUACAUUUUUAUUUAUUGUCUU
This is a messenger RNA of Olea europaea var. sylvestris, 1450 nucleotides long. Its product is annotated as probable galacturonosyltransferase-like 4. The record is from RefSeq and is a predicted model, not a curated record. The transcript has a single exon. Gene Ontology annotation, cellular component: Golgi apparatus. Lineage: Eukaryota; Viridiplantae; Streptophyta; Magnoliopsida; Lamiales; Oleaceae. Bases 205 to 1050 code for a protein of 281 amino acids. Gene Ontology annotation, molecular function: glycosyltransferase activity.